CCCGUAUAUGUCAUCCUAAUUAAUGCGUGCAUGCCCUCAAGAGGCUCCUCGCCUCCUCCGUCAUCGAUCACCAUGCUCAAACGCAAACACAAAGCUACUAGCUCGUCUUCUUCCUCCUCCGUCUCCUUCGCUAGCUGCUAUCCCUGCAAAACCAUCCUACAAAACAUGGCUAUCAGUGAAUGAUAGCUGCUCAGUAGUUCUUCAGCCUGCUGAGGAGCUUGCUUGGUUGCUUAGCUGCUCCCAUGCGCACGUACAUACACACGUACUGCUUGUGAGCCUGCAUCUACAUGCAUGUGUCCAUCGUGAUUUCAUCAAAGCACCUACGCUAGUCGAUCGCGGCGUGCGCGAUCAUACCGUGAUCUGAUCAUGGACAAAGAGCAAGGGAGUCAUCACAGUCACCUGGACAGCUUUGCGCCGCUGGACUGUGCGGCUCCGGAGGAUCAUCCCGGCGGUGGCGCCGGGAUGGUCGACUACAUGCUGGGCCAGGCGGCGCCGCCUUCUGCUCAGCCGCCGCAGAGACAGGUGUCCUUCGACAAGCUCAGCUUCUCCGACGUGCUGCAGUUCGCCGACUUCGGCCCCAAGCUCGCUCUCAACCAGCCCGCCGCGUCCGCGGGCGCCCUCGAGGGCGUCGACAACGGCGCUGAUGAAGACGACGACGACGACGAUGGCUACUUCUUCAGGUUCCAGUCCCUGCCGUCCCUCCCCGGCGCCGCUCCUCCACGCGGCGGCGCGGGCCAGCAUCACGCGGACCGUGAGGGUAGCAAGACGACGGCCGACGACGGGGGCGCGCACGAAGGCUGCGGCGGCGGCGUCUCAGAGAGCACGACGCUGGUGCAGCAGGCCGACGGUGGCGGGCGCGCGGAGAAGGCCGGGGACCAGGGGAAGAGCGGCCGGCGGAAGCGGCCCCGGACGGUGAAGACGAGCGAGGAGGUGGAGAGCCAGCGGAUGACGCACAUCGCCGUCGAGCGCAACCGCCGGCGCCAGAUGAACGAGUACCUCAGGAUCCUCAGGUCACUCAUGCCGGGAUCCUACGUCCAGAGGGGAGACCAAGCAUCCAUCAUAGGAGGCGCCAUCGAGUUCAUCAGGGAGCUAGAGCAGCUGAUCCAGUGCCUGGAGUCGCAGAAGCGGCGGCGCCUGUACGGCGGGUCCGGCGAAGCGCCACGGCCGGUGGUGGACGCAGCGGGAGCCGGCGCGCCAACGCCCGCUCAGCAGCACCACCAGCCACAGGUGCCGCCGCCGCCGCCGCCGCCGGCGUUCUUCCCUCCGAGCCUCCCUUUCCCAGUGGCGUCCGGCGGCGGCGAUGGCGGCGCCGCCAAGAUACUGGACCUGGAAGCCGGAGGCGCCGACGCCGGCGGCGGGCUCCGGGAGGAGGUGGCCGAGAACAAGUCGUGCCUGGCGGACAUCGAGGUGCGCGCGCUGGGCGCGGACGCCAUGAUCAAGAUCCUGUCCCGGCGCCGGCCCGGGCAGCUGAUCAAGACCAUCGCCGCGCUGGAGGACAUGCAGAUGUCCAUCCUGCACACCAACAUCACCACCAUCGAGCAGACCGUUCUCUACUCCUUCAACGUCAAGAUCCUCGGCGAGGCAAGAUACUCGGCGGAGGACAUCGCCGGCGCCGUCCACCAGAUCCUCAGCUUCAUCGACGUCAACUACGCCCUGUGAUCCCUUCCGUGAUCCCUCGCAGUCUCCGUGCCAAGACCCACGAAAGGGGCCUCCCGUUAACGUUGACAGCGACCUGUCUAUUUAAAUUUGAAAGCGAUAUUUCCCCACGUUCUAUAUGUGUGUGCUUCAUCAAAUAUCAUAAUAAGAGGACGAGUAUGUAUGUAAACUGAUUGGAGGACGAGUAAAAGAUUAGUACUAGUAUUAUAUUCAGAGACAAUGUGUAUGAUUGAAUUGUACUGCAAUUAUCAGAUAGUUGAACGAGAUGGUGCUUUCCACUGUCACAUGUCUAAUGGACCAUUGGCCUUUUAGACUUUUUCCCUGUAA
Setaria italica (foxtail millet) is the source of this 1983-nucleotide messenger RNA. RefSeq names its product transcription factor FAMA. Gene Ontology annotation, biological process: guard cell differentiation; positive regulation of DNA-templated transcription; stomatal complex development. Gene Ontology annotation, cellular component: nucleus. The coding region runs from base 367 to 1659 and encodes 430 amino acids. The record is from RefSeq and is a predicted model, not a curated record. Lineage: Eukaryota; Viridiplantae; Streptophyta; Magnoliopsida; Poales; Poaceae. Gene Ontology annotation, molecular function: protein dimerization activity; DNA-binding transcription factor activity. The transcript has 4 exons.